Molecule: messenger RNA, 1864 nt
Organism: Camellia sinensis
Lineage: Eukaryota; Viridiplantae; Streptophyta; Magnoliopsida; Ericales; Theaceae
Source: RefSeq, a predicted model, not a curated record
AUUGCCAAUGUCAUCGGCGACCAUUUAUAUAUCUCUUUCAGUUUACUGUUCAUUUGUAAUUUGUGUUUCAGUUUUUUUGUUGAAAUCUUUCUUGAUUGCGAACUUUGAUUCAAUGUUUUUAGGAACUUUUGAGAUGGGGAACACUAAAACAGAAAUCAACUUGAUGAGGUUACUCGCAGCUUCACCUCAUCAACAAAAUCAAUCAAAGCUCAUACAUGUAUGUCUGAUCUAUUCGUAUGUUGCUACUCUACGAGAACAAUUAGAAGAACUAGCCGAAAAGAAAACCCCAGAUGGAUUACGAAGAGUUUCAAAAGUGCAGGUGAAUGACUAUUCAGAGAAGGUUGAAGCCAUUGCUUCCAAAUUGGCCAUCCCAGUGUUAACUAUGCAAGAAUCUCAGAAGCCUUUUGCUGUAACUUCUGUCGAAGAAGGCCCUUCUAAAACCUGUGGCGAAAGUCCAAUUCUUCCUUCUCCUAAAUUGAGGAGGAGAUUUAUGCCCCAAUCAAACAUUGAAGAUAAAGCUCAUAAUAGUGUUGAGACUCAUCAGUCAGCUUCUGUCAAAUUGGAUGCUGUGGAACAGAUUCAUAUUGAAAAGCACAGGUACUUCCCGCAUUUAGACACAUUGUUGAGAAAGCUUCAGGAUGACUUGACAGAUGAAAUGGCUGGGUUGGCGCAGCAACUUAAAGAGAGCAGUCUCAUGAUGAAUCAAUCCAUCAAAAAUACUGAGAAGCUGGUUUGACAUUUGGGUAUUAAUUUACAACAUCUAUGACAAUUUUACGUUAUAUAGAUGUCAGUAACUGUGUAUUACAAGAACAUUUUGAAAUUUAAACUAUUUGACUAGAAGUGAAAAUGCAUCUUUUAAUCAUGGGGCUGAGACGAGUCACUUACUCAAGUCAUUUGUAAUUUUUACUCCACCUUGUCUUCCUUAAAAUUCCAUGCUAAUGACUAGAACAUAUAAUGUUGUUUGAUUAGUACAUAUGCAUUUACAUUCUAUAAACAUAUAGUAUUUCUACCAUUCUGAGAAGCUGGUAAAUUGCGUUUACUUUAUUUGUCUUCUUCUUCUUCUACUUCAUUUUUUCCCCCCUGCUGAUUUACUUAAAAUUGUCCUGGUAUUUAAUUGUGCAUCUUUUAUCCUAUUCCUACAGAUUUUAAUUUUCACGUUUAUUUGACUUUAUGACUUUAUAACAUUAGGUAUAAUUGUUACGAGGUUGUUACGGUUGAAUUGAGGUUUGAAAUUGAUAUUAGGUUGAGCUUUUUGUCAACUUUGAAAAUUUUAAUUAUCAUGUAAUUGUUAGUCUAUAUCUUGGCAUAUCAUUAAGUAAACCGCCAGAACCACCAAGGCCACCCAGACAAACACCACCAUAACCAAUUGCCCAACCAUUCCAUUGCAUAUUGUUACGGCUUUCAUCACUGAAUAAAUGCCCCCACCACCACCGCUGCCACUACCACCAUCUCUUCCAUCUGCAGUGUAGCAAAAGCACAACCACUGCAGCUGUCCCUCCAGUGCUAAGUUAGCACUGCCACCUCAUCACUGCACUGCCACAAAUACUACCUUCAACUCCAGCUCAUUUCACCUCCAACUCAACUAGACCAUGUAGGUGCCAUCAAAAGUACAUUUAUCUGCACAUUUACCUGCUGUGUGAUGCAGUUUUUCCUAGCCCUAUUCUCCUCCUAGGUUCCUACUGAUUGUGAAAAAAAUAUUGAAAAAUUAAUCCAUGGCUACCCAUCUGAUGUCUUUGUUACUGCUUUUGGACGAGGAUCCUCAUAACUUCAAUAUUUUAAUAAUGGAUCGGUUGUUUCAUUUUUCUCCUUUGAGAGUAUUGGAUUGUAUUAUGACAUAUAAUCAACUACUCUCAUAGCUCAGUUG